AUGGAUACUCGCGCCAAAGCACUUGGGAUAUUAGGCUGGCCAGUCGUCUGUGGAGAAUCCUACAUGAAGUUGCAGGAUGAGGCGAGGGCAGAGUUCAACUACAAGCAGGCCCUCCUCGUCAAACCAGACCAUGUGCCAGCUCAUCUUACCAUGGCCAAACUCAUGCAGAAAAAGGGAUUACUGCAUGAAGCCGAGAAACUCUACAGAAAAGCUAUGUUCAUUGAUGGCAAGGAUUACUCGGUCCAUCAACAUUACGCUCAAUUCCUGGCCGAAGCGGGUCGACCGGUGGAGUGUGCCAGCAGAUAUUUAGAGGCUGUUAAACUGGCUCCCGAUGAGUUUGAGGUCGUCUUCAACACAGCAAACGCUCUCAGAACUGUCAGCAGAAAUGUUGAAGCAGAGUAUUAUUACAGAAGAGCUACUGAACUUCAACCACAGGUGGCCAUGACGCACAUGAACCUCGGGGCCAUGCUUCAUUACAAUGGAAAGUAUGAAGAGGCGGAGUUAAGUUACAUGAAGGCCUUGAACUUGAAGCCAGCCGACCAGGUGACCGUCAACAAUCUCAACAAGCUGCGGUCACUGAUUAAGAAAAAGAAGGACGAGCUAUGA
This is a messenger RNA of Helobdella robusta, 606 nucleotides long. RefSeq lists its product as hypothetical. The coding region runs from base 1 to 606 and encodes 201 amino acids. Gene Ontology annotation, cellular component: endoplasmic reticulum membrane. Gene Ontology annotation, biological process: protein O-linked glycosylation via mannose. Gene Ontology annotation, molecular function: protein binding; mannosyltransferase activity. The record is from RefSeq and is a predicted model, not a curated record. The transcript is spliced from 6 exons. Lineage: Eukaryota; Metazoa; Annelida; Clitellata; Rhynchobdellida; Glossiphoniidae.